AAAUGGAGGGCAAACGAGGAACACAAACUGUGACCGAGGGGACAGAGAAUCAGUAGUUGAACCAGAGAACAAAGAACCAAGAAACAUCUGUGCAUUUCUACAAAGGAUGGAAUGCAUUCUGACUUUGCUGCUGCUAUGUCCAUUUGUGUUUUUUACCACCGUGACCUCAGAACAAGACAAUGUAUGUUCCAGGCCUGUACUGGCUUCCAACAUUGAAUUGGAAGGGCUCCAGAGGUACUUUAGCCCCGGUGCAGAGUUAGCACUGUCCUGUAAACAGGGAUACACCCCGGUGUCGGGCCCUCGCAAGAUCGUUUGUGCCGCCAGCGGAGAAUGGACAAAAACCAAACUCCUAUGCAUACCGAAACGGUGUCCGUAUCCUGAUCUGCUGCCCAAUGGAGAAUUGUACUAUGAGGACACUGUGUACCAGAAUACAAUCGACUAUACAUGUCAUGAGGGGUACACAUUGAUUGGAGCCAGCACUGCUGUAUGUCUAGCCAAUGGAACAUGGAGCACAUCAGUCCCUGUCUGCAAGUCUGUGACCUGUGAUCUUGCUCCAAUCCCAAAGAAUGGGAUGAUAAUUUAUGACAGGAGGAUCAGCGGGAACACCACUAAUUAUGGUGACAGUGUGACGUACAGGUGCCUGCCUCCAUACGCACUCAUUGGCAACCCAAGAGCGGAGUGCACUGUCAGUGGCAGCUGGAGCAAGACACCUGAAUGUCAAGUGGUGACCUGCCCUCCACCACAGAAUAUCGACAGAGGCUACAUGUCAAAUGAUGAGCAGAGAAACUUCGACUACAUGGAAACAGUCAGAUAUGGCUGCACUGGAGACUAUGUACUGGAAGGAAGCUUCCAGAUCGUUUGCCAACAAAAUGGACAUUGGUCUGAAAAGCCAUCCUGCAAAGCUCCUUGCAGUAUUGGCAUAGAAAGAGGAAGGAUAUUAUACAAAGGUCGUAAAGUCUGGGUUGAAGACCUGCGUCCUAACAGAGUCCCACAUUUGGACAUUGUCUCAGUCUAUUGCAAGGACGAGGCCAGGAAUUGCGGUUAUGCAGUUUCAACGCAGUGCAUCGAUGGAACACUCAAAAUGCCAGAAUGCUUUCAAGAGCCCAGCAAGAGUAAAUACACCUUACCACAAUCACGUUCGCUUCCAUCAGAAAUCACACAGUGCUGAAACAGCAGCAGAUCCCUUCUCUGAUGAUUAUUAAACCUUUGCAGUAUGUAAUGGAUGCUGGUGUCCUGGUCUUUAAAAUUAAAGAAAAUGGUCUGAUUCAA
Messenger RNA from Thunnus maccoyii (southern bluefin tuna), 1269 nucleotides. Its product is annotated as beta-2-glycoprotein 1-like. The record is from RefSeq and is a predicted model, not a curated record. The transcript is spliced from 9 exons. Bases 107 to 1168 code for a protein of 353 amino acids. Gene Ontology annotation, biological process: negative regulation of complement activation, classical pathway. Lineage: Eukaryota; Metazoa; Chordata; Actinopteri; Scombriformes; Scombridae.